Messenger RNA from Lymnaea stagnalis (great pond snail), 4596 nucleotides. NCBI's taxonomy places the organism in Eukaryota, Metazoa, Mollusca, Gastropoda, Lymnaeidae. The record is from the annotation of a GenBank genome assembly.
ACUCUGUCUCCAUUUGAACAGACUAACGGUUACGUCCAACCCCCACGCGGGUUUUCCCCGGGGUAACCUUAAACAAUGUGGAAACUCACAACACGUGGUGUACAUACAGCAUGCUUGUAUAAAAUGACGAAAUGUUAUGUUCAAUCUGCCAAUCUGCAUAUGACUUGUGUUCAGGUUCGUUGACUUCUUAAGAGUUGUUCCUAGAUUCAGAGGUCCUCAGACAGUUGGAUACUGACGAACCAGGUAUAUGCGUCCGCCGUAUGUAAUCAACGACAGACGUGGGUCUUUUCCAUAACGCAAUGAACAUUUAAGCUUUAAAAAAAAAUUGGCUUCUUUUGUUUUUGUAAAUAAAAAAGAACCAUACAACUUGCUGCGCUUCAAAGACAUUGUAACUUGUUAUGCGUUUUGCAGAGUAUGGCAUUUCGAUGGAUAGAAUGGUUAAAAGAAUUAGUGACAUGAUUUCAGAUUCAUGACAUAUUGUUAGAUGUUUCAAUGUGUUUUGUAAAUCUUUAUUCUAACAAUUUAAAUUUAAAAAAGAAAAAAAAAAAAAAAUUGGCCAUAACUCAAGUAAUUGUUGAUGAACUAAAUUUUUUAUUGAGCUUUAAAGCAGAUGUGUUCAAGUUAUCUCCCGUAACUAAUUGCUAGUGAACAAUCGUCGUCUUAUAAAGCAGAUGUGUUCAAGUUAUCUCCCGUAACUAAUUGCUAAUGAACAAUCGUCGUCUUAUAAAGCAGAUGUGUUCAAGUUAUCUCCCGUAACUAAUUGCUAGUGAACAAUCGUCGUCUUAUAAAGCAGAUGUGUUCAAGUUAUCUCCCGUAACUAAUUGCUAGUGAACAAUCGUCGUCUUAUAAAGCAGAUGUGUUCAAGUUAUCUCCCGUAACUAAUUGCUAGUGAACAAUCGUCGUCUUAUAAAGCAGAUGUGUUCAAGUUAUCUCCCGUAACUAAUUGCUAGUGAACAAUCGUCGUCUUAUAAAGCAGAUGUGUUCAAGUUAUCUCCCGUAACUAAUUGCUAGUGAACAAUCGUCGUCUUAUAAAGCAGAUGUGUUCAAGUUAUCUCCCGUAACUAAUUGCUAGUGAACAAUCGUCAUCUUAUAAAGCAGAUGUGUUCAAGUUAUCUCCCGUAACUAAUUGCUAGUGAACAAUCGUCAUCUUAUAAAGCAGAUGUGUUCAAGUUAUCUCCUGUAACUAAUUGCUAGUGAGCAAUCGUCGUCUUGAGGUGUAAGAAUUACCCAGUGCAUAAUUCACAACGUUGUACACCUUUUGUACAUUAGUAAAUUUGAGUACACAUUUAACAUUGUUGAGGUUGAGUGCAGAUUUUACAUUGUUUAUGGUGUGUACCAUAGUUUUUUUUAAAUUGAUUAUGUGUACAUAAUUUAUUUUGCUUUAUAUCAUCUAUUUAUUAUGUCCAUUUGUUUCAACAGUGCCAGAUUUGAAAAAAUUCCCAGAAUGCCAUCGCUCCGUCUUGUCGUGGGCCUUGCACUGAUUAGCCAACUGGCAACACAAACGGCCGGUCAGUACUUCUUUAUCCCUGACGCUACAUUGAAUGAUUUCAACAGCAGCCCGUACUACUGCACGGGCCUGAUCAGCUCUCAGUCGGUCAAGACCUGCCCUGCCACUCUGUGCUACCUGAAGGUCGCUAAGGGGCUCUGUUGUAUGGGAGCCUACCAAACGAGUAGGUGAAACUUUUCACUUAACUUUUAAUUAUGCAGCAGUCGUCAUUAUGUCAGAUAUUGAAAGGGACUCCGCUGUUUAACGCUAAAGCUAAUGGGAGAAAACGUUGAAGUUGUAAGCGUUUAUAAAAUGAAGUUUACUUCAAUAAAUAUUUUUCUAACCAUUCAACUGUGGAUUAGCUAGGAUUAGUGCCUCCCGGGUUAGGUCAAGAAUUAUAAAGCCCCCAUUCCACCAAAAAAAAAAAAAAAAUCUUUGGAGUUGGCUGAAAAUGCCGACCCUCCGUGUAAAGAAAAAAAUUCCUCCCAGGCCUGACCGCCCCUCUGCAUCUCCCUACACACGAGUAUGCAUUUCAAUCUAAUUUGAAUUUAAAUAGAUAAAACAUACAAAAAUGACAUAAAAAUGCUGCUGCCGUCAACGAGUCGGACAUUCCUGCGGCCUCUAUUUAGCUCUAGGGGCCUCCGGUUAGACAGCAACAUUAACAUCUAGUUAGACUGUCCUUGGGCCUCCAGUUAGACAGCCGGGGAACAUAAUAAUAAUAAUAAUAAUAAAGUUCAUUUCAAAAACACGCUUCAUCCCCAAAGGCUCGACAGUCGCAGCAGCCUCCAGCUAGACAGCCACCGUAGCCUCCAGUUAGACAGCCGCGGGAACCUCCAGUUAGACAGCCGCGGUAACCUUCAGUUAGACAUCAUUUUGGCCUUUAGUUAGACAGCUCUUUGGCCUCCGGUUAGACUGCCAUUGGUCCUACAGUUAGACAGCCUUUGAGCCAGGGGUCUCAAACUCGCGGCCCGUGGGCCAUUUUCGGGCCAAAAGGCGAUAUUUUACGACCCGUUACAUGACAUCAAAGUUUAGUGUUAAUGCGGCCCCCGCGUUUUCCCAAUUCUCUCAUAUCUAUAAUGUGACUCCGCGAUGGUUUCAGUCGCAUCUCACCAACUAGUCUAAUGUUAAUUAGUAUUAUGCGUGUAUAGAUGCAUAUAGGCUUGGAAGUGGAUUAUAAUGUUAAACAUAUUCUUAAAACGAGACUAAAAGCUUUUACUUGAUAGCAUUUUACGAGACAAACAUGGCCAAGGUGCGGUUUUGAGAAAGGCUUAUAAAGUCAGUUAGUGGUUACUGCACAACGAUAAUUGUCUAAAUCGUAGCAAACUGAUACAGGAUCAAAGAAUCCCUAUUUAAAUGGCCGCUAGUGUUUAAGAGUGAAGGAAAUUCUGAGCCUGUCAGCAUGGUCACUUUCAAAAUCGGAUAGGGUCAGUAAAGAAGGCCUUUUCUACGAUAAAAAAAUACAAAAAAUUACUCCCUACAAUAGCAUCUCCCCUUGCAUUAAUAAUUCAUAAAUAUUGCCUGCUCCUGCCUACUGUAUGAACACGUUUUAGCAUUUAAAGCCAUAAUAGAGAAGAAUGGUGUAGUUGUUCCUGUAUUAAAUUGUCGCAAAUGACUUAUGGACUUGGCUUUUCUUUUUGACAAUACACAGGAGCUGAAGGUACUCAACAAGGAGUUACAAGACCAAGGGUAGCUUGUUAGUGUUGCCUAUGACAAUGUCAGGCAUUCUGCAAAAAAAAAAAACAAACAAAAAAAAACUUGCUUAAUUGUUCUUUGAGAAACCUCUGCUAUUUCCCAACAUGCGAAGUAUUCAUAGACUUCGGCACAUCAUUUAGUAGUAAGUAGACUGAUGACAUUGCAAAGCUACAGGAAGAAUUGGAUCACAUGUUAGCAUUGCAGACUUUAAAACACACACAGCCACUUUUCAACUUUUUGCUGACCCUUCUCCUUUAAUGUGGAAGAUGCCCCCCCCCCCAAAAAAAAAAACACACCCCUUUUUGCACUUUACAUGGAGCUGAUUGAUCUUCCGUUCAAUUCUAAGGUCAAGGAGGUGAAUGGAAAAACAGACAAGCUUGGACAAUUUGUGAGAGCAUUGCCCUCCACCUUCCUUGAGAUUUCCAGGUUGUAUAAGCGGAUCGUGUGCCCUUUUUGGAGAGUACUUUCCUGAGUGAAAGUCUCUUUUCCACUAUGAACAAGUCAAAGUUCAGGGCCAAACUAACUGAAUAGCAUCUUCAAACUCUACUGAGGGUCUUAGUUGCUUGCACACUCAAGCCAAAUGUUGGUCAGCUGUGCAAGAGGAAGCACUGCCAGUUCUCUGGCAACAAGGAGUAGGAGGAAGAAAGUGAAACCUAGUAGUUCUUGAGAACCCUUAAUGUUUUUAUUUGUUUUUUUUAUAAAGGUUGAGAAGAUUGUAACAGUUGUACGUUAUUGAAUUUGUUAUCGCUUUUUGUGUGUGGAAGACUUGAUGCGGCCCAGUCUCACUCAGACUCUACCUCCUGCGGCCCUCGGAUGAUUUGAGUUUGAGACCCCUGCUUUGAGCCUUCAGUUAGACAGAUGUCUGGCCACCAAUAAGACGGUCCUGGGGCCUAUCAUUAGACAGACCUGUAAAGCACUGUUCACUUUCAUCUUUCAGAUCUUGGAUCUGUGUAUCAACAAUGUAUCUGUAGAAAUGAUAUCGCCUGCAGCUACACCGCAUCGCCAACAACAGCAACCACAGUCGCCACGGGGAGAUAACCAACCUAACAUAAAAAAGGGGACAUCAUUUUGAGGUAAACACAUUUUUAUGUAGUGGAACUUUCUCGUGAUAAUACUAAAUAAUAGUUUGUACGUUCUUAACACUAUGAGACACGUACCAUAUUUGACUUACUCCAACCACGUUUUCUGGUUGCGUCAUUUGUGUCACUUAUUAAUUAUAUGUUCUUAUUUCUUUUACUCUAGAUCCGAUAGAGAAGUGUUUAAACUGGCUGCACUAUGAUGAGAUGUACGAUAAGCGCAAUGUCUUAAGAACAGAAUGUUAAAAAAAAACUAGCUAUCAUGUCAUUAAUACAACUUUGAUUCGUACAUAAUGUAUGAUUGAAUUUUUUUUAUGGAAAUUAAAACUGCUUGGAACUAUG